Molecule: messenger RNA, 3415 nt
Organism: Pollicipes pollicipes
Lineage: Eukaryota; Metazoa; Arthropoda; Thecostraca; Pollicipedomorpha; Pollicipedidae
Product: protein phosphatase 1K, mitochondrial
Exons: 8
Coding region: 346-1434 (362 amino acids)
Biological process (GO): protein dephosphorylation
Molecular function (GO): protein serine/threonine phosphatase activity
Source: RefSeq, a predicted model, not a curated record
GUAGCUUUCACGUUAGUAUUAUUUACAGUGUCGCAGUUUUUCUACUACCCCACAGUUUGGAACUAUAAGGCAGUCACAAGCACCUCUAAUUAAGUCUCACCCUGACAGAAGUUUGGACUAUACCAUUUCCUUAAAGAUGCACUGAAGUCUUUCUUGCAUCCAUUUUCUGUGCAGGCAUCACUGCCUAGGCUUCCUGCACCUCCUGGUUUGCAUCUAGCAACUGCUGCCUGCCAUCUUCUGGCAGCAAAUUGUCAGCUGGCCAAGUGUUGAGUGUGAUCAGGAACCAGGAACACAAGGACAUUGGUAUCAGGAGCACAGCCAGGAUCCAGCACAGCACCAGCACCAAUGGCAUCCCCGCUGCUGGUGCUGGCUGCCACUUGUGGACGCGGCCUGCGAGCACAGCACCAGCUGGUGCGUGCCCUGGUGACGUCGCGCCGGCUGGUGCACCGGGCCGCUGCCAGGGGCGCCACCAAGGACCGGCCGCCGGCCGAUUUUGACAGCUUCGGCACAUGGGACUCUCGGUGGGAGCUUCCGCUGGCGCUCGGCUCCAGCAUCAAGCACGGCAAGCCGAUUCCACGCAUCGACGCGCCGGCCGUGGGCAUCUCGAGUCUGCAGGGAAAGCGUCGCUACCAGGAGGACCGCUGCGUGGCGGCGGACGUGGCUCCGGACCUCCUGUUGACCGCCAUCUUGGACGGUCACGGCGGGGCCGAGUGUAGCCAGUUCUGCUCACAGCACCUCGUGCCCAUCGUGCAGGAGCAGAUCGCUGCGGGAGAGAGGAACCUCAUGGCCAUCCUGCACGGGACCUUCCCCGCGCUCAACCGGCAGUUCGCUGCGGAGUGGCAGAGGGGCCACGGGGCCGCCGACAGUCCCGGCACUACAGCUACUGUCUGCCUGCUGCGCGCGGGCGCCGAGCUGGUGAUCGGCCACGUCGGUGACAGCAGAGCCAUCCUGUGCCGGGAUGGGGAAGCUCGGAAGCUCACUACAGACCACUCGGCGGCGCUGGUUGCGGAAAAGCGGCGGGUGGAGCAGUCUGGCGGCUCGGUGGUGGUGGACGAGCUGGGGCGUCACAUGGUGAACGGCCGGUUGGCCAUGACCCGCAGCAUCGGUGACCUCCACCUGAAGCGGGCCGGCGUCACCGCCUUCCCCGACACGCGCUCACUCGAGGUCAAACACGGUCGCGAUGUAUUCCUGGUGCUGACCUCUGACGGCAUCAACCACGUGAUGACGGACCAGGAGAUCUGUGACGUCAUCAACGCCAGCCGCACGCCGUCCGAGGGCGCGGCGCUGCUCACCGACCAGGCGCUGUCGUACUCGUCUGACGACAACAUCUCCUGCGUGGUGGUGCCGUUCGGCUCCUGGGGCAAGUUCACCGACCGCACCAGCAUUUUCAUCAGUUUCGGCAAGACCAUGUCGGGCAGCAGUCGUUUCAGCUAGGCCACCGGCAAGGGGGGAGAGCGGGACGGCGGCAUGGCGUGGACAUGGUCCGAAAUAGAGAGCUUGGACGGUGGAAGUGACGCGUCGUCAAAAGAACGCGUCAGAGCUUCGGCACGCCGAAUGGGUUGUUCAUGCGGUGGCGAUGCGUUUUAUUGGUCGUGAGAAUCGGAUUCAGGCUUCGCCACGCUGAUCGGUCGAGGACAUGCGAGGGCGACCUGUCGCGGGUGUUUGUGUGAUGGCACCGAGGCUGUGGUGUCUGCGAAGUGGAUAUGUCUCUCGUCCACUGUACCAGGUGAGCCAGUGAGAAUGGACAAGUGAUGACGUGGGAUUAAGUGUGUUAUUUGAUUGGAGCUGGGUGAAGCCAGCGUGACAAGCGCCGUUCAGCCAUUGAGAACGCCGAGCAUGGCGGACGUGUGGGCGGGCUGCAGUAAUAGAUAGCUGGCUCUCAUUGUGAGCUUAAGUUUUGUCACAGCUGACGUUACAGAAACCACUUCCAGAAUCUCAUCUCGUUAGCUCUGGAGAGGGGGAAGGGGUGUACUACCAGAAUUCGUGGACCUGCGUGGAUGUUGUACGGUCUGUUUGUGAUGUAUAUUUGGUUGAAGUAGUUUUCACCAUUUCUUAUGAGUUAGAAACGCUUAAGGUCCGUGCAAGCAGUGUGAGGCGACUGAGAAACUCCUAGUCAUAAACCUGCUCCGGCCAUAUCCAUUAAGCUGCCGGUCAGCUGCGGUUUUCACCAACAUGCCUGCCGUCGAAGUGUGCAAAACCACGUGCUCCUUUGUAGCCAGACACAGCCUGUGCAGCGUUACCUAUCAAAUGUUGCUUUUCGUCGCGGAACUUAGCCACGGUCCGGGUGUGUCUUUUGCGCGGCGUCGACCCUUUGCGCGGUGAGAGGCCUGUCCCGGUCACGUGAUGCCAACGGAACUAUCGUGCAUUGGGGAGACAUGUGUUUGCCAAUGUACUGUAGCCUCCAGGACAGGGUGAUGUUCUGUUGUUUCCCUUGCAUGCUGCUCACAUGUCAUGAUGAUGGCGACGUUGAUGAUGGUGGUGGUGAUGACCAUGACGAGGGUGAUAAGGUGAUGACCAUGACAAGACUGAUGGUCAUGACGGUGGUGAUGAUCAACCGAUGCUACUGAUGGCGGAACAUCAUGUAUUUAUGUGUUCGGGGCAUUCUGAAGUUAUACGAUAGAUAUGCGACAAACGUGGGGGCCGUGGCAUACCAUGGCAGUGAUGUGCUGUAAACUUGUGGAUUUUCGAUGGCCGUGUUUCUCCAGUUUGCUCCAAAACGCUGUCAUACACGCAAUACGUCAUGCGGGUAUAUUGCUGCUAUGUAGACGAAGCGAGACAUGUUCCGCGUAUGCACGGUAAUAUGGUAUGGAGCGGCCGGCCAGCUGAUUUCACUUCAAACCAUUCUGCUGCGCGUUGUCACCUUGGGACGGGGCGAUUGUCCGGUCCCACCGCCGCCGUCCCACCGCCGGUCCCACCGCCGGGCCGUGGGUCCUAUUUCGCCGCGGGCGAUUGUCCGGUCCCACCGCCGGGCCGUGGGUCCUAUUUCGCCGCGGGCGAUGUGGAUGUCUCCUUCAGUCUUCGGAGUUAAGCAUUGCGUCGGCGGUGUUGCAUGGAAAAAGUGUCCCGCGAAACCUCGAUGUUCGAAGCGUCAACUGGCGAUGGAUAUGUUUUACUGUGCGACGUGCUUGUGUGUCAAGUGCUGCCGGUUCUUUUUUCAGUCUUCUUAAGAACUAAAUCUUAGAUCAGGUGAUUUAUUGAAAUGUGGUUAAGAAAUUGGUGAACAUAGCUGGAAAUGCCGUAGAAAUUUACACUGAAAGGCAUUUAGUUAUAUAAAAUGCACUUUAGAGUAAUGUUUACCGAGUUAUGGCAGACUUCCUUGAGCUAUUCGAAAGUUACCUCUUUGCAGUGUGGUUCCCAAUACAGCUGCGAUAUGUUGCGUGGCGUUGGCCUGGACGCCGUGUAAUAAAAGGCGAGC